AUGUUGCUGCUUCCGUGCAGACAUGGAACCUCUUUUCCUAAGCUAGAUGACUUGGUACCAAGUGGAAAAAUGAAGAUUCUCCUGGUCUUUCUAGGUCUGCUUGGUAAUUCCGUUGCUAUGCCACUGCAAAUGCCCCGAAUACCUGGAUUUAGCAGUAAAAGUGAGGAGAUGAUGCGGUACGGUCAAUUCAACUUUAUGAACUCACCACAUAUGGCACAACUGGGCCCUAUGUAUGGAAAUGGCAUGCAACUCCCCCCUCAGCUCUUCCCGCAGUACCAGAUGCCCAUGUGGCCACAGCCACCAGCCAUCAUGGGGCGCCCAAAGAAAUCAUCUCCCUCAACACAAAAACCUCAGAGCAAGACUGAUCAAGCCCCAGAGACCCCAAUGCCCAACCAGACUCAACCAAAAAAGUCACCUCCAAAGCAGCCUGCCCAAACUCAGGCCGAAGAGGAAGCCCAGCCACCUCAGGCAUUCCCACCAUUCGGCAAUGGGCUAUUUCCAUAUCAUCAGCCACCGUGGCAAGUUCCACACAGGCUACCACCAGGUUAUGGACGUCCACUAGGCAGCAAUGAAGAAGGCGGGAAUCCUUACUUUGGAUAUUUCGGAUAUCAUGGAUUUGGGGGUCGUCCUCCUUACUAUUCAGAAGAGAUGUUUGAAGAUUUUGAAAAACCCAAAGAAGAAGAUCCUCCUAAAGCAGAGAGUCCAGCCACUGAACCCUCGUCUAAUUCAACAGUUCCUGAAAAUAAUUCCACCCAACCAAAUGCAGCCAACCCCAGAGGCAGUCAGGGUGGAAAUGACACCAGCCCAACAGGAAACAGUGGCUAUGGGCCAAACACUGUGAGCAACCGUACAGUUCAAAAUGGGGUCAUCCUACCCCCUACAGUUAAUAUUUCAGGCCAGGGAAUACCAAGACGUCAAAUCCCAUGGAGACCAAGUCAGCCAAAGAUUCAUGAAAAUUACCCAAAUCCUAACAUCCGAAAUUUUCCUGCAAGAAGACAAUGGCGUCCCACUGGUACUGCCACAGGGAAUAGACAGAAUGGGCCUUUCUACCGAAAUCAAGUUCAAAGGGAUCCUCAGUGGAACUCCUUUGCUUGGGAGGGCAAACGAACAGUUCCUCCAGGAAAUCCAAUUUAUCGCAAAUCUUAUACUCCCACUACAAGAGGCAAUUCUCCCAAUAAUGCAGGAAAUCCAGCAAAUAUCAGAAGAAAGCCUCAGGGGCCGAAUAAACCUCCUGUGGUAACCAAUGUUCCUCUGGGUCCCAAACAUGAUACUGUUGACCUCAACGAAAAAGUCCAAAACCCGAGAGAGAAGCCACCUGAUCAAAAAGAAAUAGUCAUUCCUACAAGGGAUCCACCUGGCCCCUGGAGAAACUCUGAAGACUAUGGAAUUAACAAACCAAAUUAUAAACUGCCUCACUCUGAAGGUAACAUACUAGUCCCAAAUUUUAAUUCUGUUGAUCAACGUGAAAACUCUUACUACCCAAGAGGAGAUAUCAUAAGAGCCCCAAAUUAUGAUGGACAAACUCAAAGCCAGAAUUUGCCCAAAGGGAUUAUUUUAGAGCCAAGAAGAAUCCCAUAUGAAUCAGAAACUAACCAGCCAGAAUUACAGCACAGUACAUAUCAGCCUGUAUAUCCCGAGGAAACCCCUUCCCCUGCAAGAGAACAUUUUCCCACUGAAAGAAAUACUUGGAACCAGCAAGAAAUCUCUCCACAUUUUAAGGAAGAUCCUGGGAGGCAGGAAGAACACUUACCUCACCCUUCCCUUGGCUCUAGAGGAGGUGUCUACUACCCUGACUAUUACCCCUAUGAUCCCAGGGAAAACUCACCAUACUUUAGAGGCAAUGCAUGGGAUGAGAGAAAUUAUUCUCCCAAUACUAUGGGGCGACUCAAAAAUCCACUGUACCCCGUGAAUACUCCAGAUGUGAAAGAGACAGUCCUUUAUAAUGAAGAGGACCCAACUGAUCCAACUGGAGGUGAAGCUUUCCCAGGACAAAGUAGAUGGGGUGUGGAGGAGUCAAGCCUUAAACAAGGCCCAACGGUUAGGCACUAUGAGGGUGAGCAAUAUACCUCAAAUCAACAAAAAGAAUAUCUUCCCUAUUCCUUAGAUAACCCAUCGAAACCCAGGGAGGAUUUUCCUUAUGGUGAAUUUUACCCCUGGAACCCAGAUGAGAAUUUUCUAUCAUAUGAUACAGCUCCCACUGUAUUACCACCUGUGGAGAACAAGGGCUAUUAUACUAGUGAUGUUAUUGGACAAGAAGAAAACACUCCAUUUCCUUCUUGGAACUCCUGGGACCACAGGAUUCAAGCCCAAGGGCAGAAAGAAAUAAGGCCAUACUUUAACAUAAAUUUCUGGGAUCAGCCAACAAAUUUACACAAAGCCCCUGCUAAUCCACCACACCAGAAAGAGAACCAGCCCUAUUCCAGUAACUCCCCGGCUGGGCUUCAGAAAAAUCCAACAUGGCCUGAAGGUGAGAAUUUGAAUUAUGGCAUGCAAAUUACUAGGUUAAAUUCACCAGAGGGAGAACAUGUGGCUUUCCCAGACUCAAUUCCUCUGAGUUACCCAGCAGGUCAAAAAGAAGCACAUUUAUUUCACCUAAGCCAGAGAAGCCCUUGCUGUGUCGGUGGCUCCAUAGGGCCCGAGGACAAUCCACUUGCUCUACAAGACUACACUCCAUCCUUUGGUCUCUUACCAGGGGAGAACCAAGACACCAGCCUUCUGUAUAUGGAAGAUAGUCACACUAACCAUGCAAGAGAUACCAUCUCCCCAACAAUCAUCCCACCUGUCGAAGGAAACAGCUCAGAGAAAAGACUGCCUGGAGAAAGUCAAAACCCAAGUCCUUUUGGAGAUGAUGUGUCCCCUCUGAGGAGGAACAUACCAUGUUCUAUAAAGAAUCAACUAGGUCAAAGAGGAAUUAUGCCCAUUCCUGAAGCCAGUUCCCUUCAACCAAAGAAUACACCUUGUCUCAAAAGUGAUCUUGGAGGAGAUGGGAACAAUGUUUUGGAACGAAUAUUUGAAGGCAACCAGCUCAAUGAAAGAACUGUUGACCUUACUCCUGAGCAGCUUGUUAUCGAUAUACCUGAUGAAGGCCCCAAGCCAGAAGGAAUCCAAAGUGAAGUACAAGGAAACGAAGGUGAAAGGCAGCAACAAAGGCCACCUAGCAUCCUACAGUUACCAUGCUUUGGCUCCAAUUUAGCAAAGUAUCACUCCUCCGGCGCUGGAACUCCAUCUAGCAUUGGAAGGCCAGGCCUAUUUGAUGGGGAUCCAAUUAUGCCUACUGAAAUUCCUAAUUCAUUGGCUGGGUUAGCUACUGGGGCAGAGUUUCAGAGUAUAAGUGUAGACCCACUUAAUGCAGAUGAGCACACUUCAUUUGAUUACCUUCAAAUAGGGACCGAUCCAGAAGACCAGGUGCAAGACUGCCUACUACUUCAGGCCUAG
Messenger RNA from Equus quagga, 3435 nucleotides. It is a transcript of the gene ENAM, whose product is annotated as enamelin. The coding region runs from base 1 to 3435 and encodes 1144 amino acids. The transcript has 8 exons. NCBI's taxonomy places the organism in Eukaryota, Metazoa, Chordata, Mammalia, Perissodactyla, Equidae. The record is from RefSeq and is a predicted model, not a curated record.